AGGCAAUGGCUAUUGAUGACAUUUCCCUCCUCCUAGUUGCAGCUUCCCUUAUGUUUCUUGCAGUUCACCCUUCCUCAGCUCAUUCCAGAAAAUUCAUAUCCGCCGAACAAUCUUCUUUCACUUCCCUCGACGAGGUGAAACCUUCCAUCCAGGCUUUCGAAUACAAGGAACCUUCAAACAAUCCACAUGGCACUCCCAAUGACGAUAUUUCCCUCGAGUCCUCUAUUAAUACCUUCCAGGAAAGAAACCACCUGAAAGUCACCCAAAAGCUGGACUCAGACACCGUGGAUAGGAUGGUGAAAUCCCGGUGUGGUGUGCCAGAUAUCAUCCGGAGACCAGAUAAAAGCAUCCAGAACGAGUCGUUACCGAUAAACUUCCAUGCCCACUAUGCCUUCUUAGAUUAUUUCGUUCCGUGGAACAAGACGCAUCUGACGUUCCGUUUCACGAACACCAUCCCAUCAGUUCCUGUGGUCGGCCUCCACCUCGCCUUUGUACGGUCCUUGAAGCGGUGGGAGAGCGUUUCUCCAUUUACGUUCGAACAGGCAAACAACGGCCAGGUUGCAGACAUUAACAUUGGGUUUUACCGGGGGUGGCAUGGGGAUAAUGCCCCAUUUGACGGGCGGUACAACGUAGUUGCCCACGCCUCCGGCCCACUGACCAGUUUUGUUCACUUUGAUGCUGACGAGGCAUGGCGAUCUAACACCCCAAGAAAGGAUGAGAUUGACUUGGAAUCCGUUGCCAUGCACGAGAUCGGGCACGUCUUGGGGCUUGGCCACAGCCAGGACCAGAACGCGGUCAUGUAUGCCUAUAUAAAUUAUGGGGUCGUGAAGAGGGAACUCCAAAAGGAUGACCUCGAAGGCAUCCGUGCUCUCUAUCCUCCGAAGUGAUGAUUUAUACUAUUAACAGCCAAAAUAUAU
Molecule: messenger RNA, 917 nt
Organism: Punica granatum (pomegranate)
Lineage: Eukaryota; Viridiplantae; Streptophyta; Magnoliopsida; Myrtales; Lythraceae
Source: RefSeq, a predicted model, not a curated record